UAUAUAUGUCUAUAUACUCUUCCCCUCCCAUCUCUCUCUCUCUCUCUCUCUCUCUCUCUCUCUUUGCAUCGGAUAGGCAGAUAUAUUGUUGAUGUCAAGACCACCACCGAUUCUUCCGCUGCGCUCCCUUCCAUUUGUCGCAUGAGGCGGGCGGAAUUGGGGAAGAACUGGGAAUCGUUAAAGCUUAAGAAAAAGUCCGUAAUUAAUUCUUUUAUUUAUUGAUCGAAAGCCGAAAAAGGAGAGGAAGCGAAAGAGAUUGACAGAGAGAUAGCUGAAGAGGCUUUCGUUCGUUGUUGUUAUUGAUGAUGAUGAUGAUGGUGAUGAUGAUGAUUCUUUGAUGCGGCCGCCCAGAUCUUAGAAACGCCUCCGGCCUCUUCUCGUCCUCGCAUCAGGCGCGUGCGCGCUUCAGAUCGAAAAGAGAAUGCAGUCGGAUCUUGGGAAGCUGUUCAUUGGUGGGAUUUCCUGGGACACCAAUGAGGAUCGCCUGCGGGAGUACUUCAGCAACUAUGGUGAGGUGGUGGAAGCCGUGAUCAUGAAGGACCGGACCACUGGCCGUGCUCGUGGUUUCGGGUUCGUUGUGUUCGCAGACCCGGCCGUCGCAGAGCGAGUUGUAAUGGAAAAGCAUUUGAUCGAUGGAAGAAUGGUCGAGGCGAAGAAAGCUGUUCCCAGGGAUGACCAGCAGAUCCUUAAUAGAAACAACAGCAGCAUCCAUGGCUCUCCUGGUCCUGGUCGCACCAAGAAGAUAUUUGUUGGAGGCCUGCCAUCUACCAUAACAGAGAGUGACUUUAAGAAUUACUUUGAUCAGUUUGGCACAAUCACUGAUGUUGUUGUCAUGUACGAUCACAACACCCAAAGGCCUAGGGGAUUUGGUUUCAUCACCUACGACUCAGAGGAUGCUGUGGACAAAGUGCUAUUUAAGAGCUUUCAUGAGCUGAAUGGUAAGAUGGUUGAGGUGAAGAGGGCUGUUCCCAAGGAACUCUCCCCAGGGCCCAACAUGCGUUCCCCGAGUGCUGGAUAUACCUAUGGUCUGAAUAGGGCAAACAACUUUCUCAAUGGGUAUACUCAGGGAUACAAUCCAAGCUCGAUCAGUGGCUAUGGGAUGAGAAUGGACAGUAGAUUAGGACCUCCUACUAGUGGAAGCAAUGGUUUCCCUUCAUUUGGUCCUGGUUUUGGAAUGGGGAUGAAUUUUGAACCUAGUUUGAUGCCAAGUUUUGGAGGAAAUUCAAAUUUUAGCAACAGCAUUGGUUAUGGACGUGGUUUGAGCCCAUAUCUCAGUGGGAACUCUACUAGGUACAGUAGUCCCAUUGGUUAUGGUGGGGGUAGUGCAAAUACUAGUUCAGUUUUUAGCUCAAUGGCUCGUAAUGCAUGGGGCAGUGGAGGUCUUAACUAUUCUACAAACUCUGCAAGUUCCAAUGCAUAUAUGGCUCCUGGGAGUGGGAGCCUUGGUGGCUUUGGCAAUAGUACUCUAAACUGGGGCAGUGCUUCCCCUAUCUCAGCUCAAGUUGGGGGGAACACUGCAAGCUUUGCUAGUGGAAAUCUAAAUUAUGGAGAUGGAGACAAUAACUUCGAUCUGGGUGGUGGUAAUUUUGGAAGGAGCAAUGGUCCUAGUGCCAUGAAAACUACCCUUGUUGCAUCAAAUAGUGGAUUUGAAGGAUCCUAUCCAGAACUGUACGGUGGCAGUUCAGUUUAUGGAGACCCUACUUGGAGGUCGUCGUCUUCUGAACUUGGGGGUACCAGUUCGUUUAGCUAUGGACUUGGUAAUGCACCUUCAGAUAUCAUAGGCCAGAGCUCUGCAGGUUAUGUGGGUGACUAUAACAUCAACAAUAGACAACCAAAUAGAGGAAUUGCUACUUUAGUUGGUACUUUGAGAUCCAAGACAAUGAUAGGUGAACAAUCUUGCGAGCCAGAUGCAUGACUUUUAGUUUUACAUAUCUCGUACAAUAUAUGGGGGUUAGUUAAUUUUAUAGACUAUACAGGAAGGUAUUUGAGAGAAAAAACAACAAAAGGAUUUCAGAUUCAGAAGAUUCAAAAUAAAGCUUCUUGUGUGAAGGUUUGGAAUUUGAGUUUAGUUCCACAUGCCGUGUAGGUUUUGUUUCUUUGGGUUUGAUUGAGAUGUAAUUUUAUCACGGGAUAAAAUCAUAAUUGUUCAGAUUUAUGCAACUGAUGUGCCAAAUAGACCUAGUAAUGUUCCCAAGGAAAAGAAAGAUAGCAAGCUGUUGUAAUACCUGGCAAAGUUGUUGGUUCUUGUCAGGUUCUCUAUUAAUCUUCUUUUUAUUUUCUUUCCAAUUUUAUUUGUUACCAGAGGGUUGGUUGUUUGUAUUAGUUUGGGACUUACACGGGGAUGCUUUACGGUCCCAAUAUAACUGUUAUGUACUGUGAUUCA
This is a messenger RNA of Musa acuminata AAA Group (dessert banana), 2383 nucleotides long. Its product is annotated as heterogeneous nuclear ribonucleoprotein 1. NCBI's taxonomy places the organism in Eukaryota, Viridiplantae, Streptophyta, Magnoliopsida, Zingiberales, Musaceae. Gene Ontology annotation, biological process: regulation of translation. The transcript has 4 exons. Bases 422 to 1915 code for a protein of 497 amino acids. The record is from RefSeq and is a predicted model, not a curated record. Gene Ontology annotation, molecular function: mRNA binding.